This is a messenger RNA of Penicillium subrubescens, 2126 nucleotides long. Its product is annotated as amino acid permease GAP1. The record is from RefSeq and is a predicted model, not a curated record. Gene Ontology annotation, molecular function: amino acid transmembrane transporter activity. Bases 179 to 1945 code for a protein of 588 amino acids. The transcript is spliced from 3 exons. Gene Ontology annotation, biological process: amino acid transmembrane transport. Gene Ontology annotation, cellular component: membrane. Lineage: Eukaryota; Fungi; Ascomycota; Eurotiomycetes; Eurotiales; Aspergillaceae.
UGCUAGUCGAGUCUCGACCAUUCCCUGUUUCUUCCCUCCCUUUCUCUCCUGUAGAGUCCCCGGUGGAACUGCUUGAGCUGGAAGUUCUCUGUCUCAACCUUACUUUACCUUCCAUCUCAUCAUAACCUCAUCCUUCCACUGAAACGUCAACGCCCUAUAAAACGAACUGGUCGCAAUCAUGGAUGAGAAGAGCUACGACUCUGGGUCCAAGGUGGCCCAGGCAACCGGCGAACAGCUGCCGGCCUAUGGCGACUCCUCACCCACCAAGGGCAGCAUCGGCCAACGCAUCAUUGAUAGCUUCAAGCGGGAUCCUAAUGCAUACAUCAACGGCGGUCACGCUUCUACAGGCGCCGAUGGCUCUGGCUUCGAUGCCGAGCAGGCUGCUCACAACACCGCGCACUCGCCGCUGCAGCGCCGCUUGAAGGGCCGUCACUUGCAGAUGAUCGCCAUCGGUGGUUCAAUCGGUACUGGUCUCUUCGUUGGUUCUGGAUCGGUCCUUGCUACCGGUGGUCCAGCAUCGGUUAUCAUCGCCUACGUUCUCAUUGGUAUCAUGCUUUACUGCACCGUCCACGCGCUGGGCGAGAUGGCUGUUCUGUUCCCCGUUGCCGGAUCUUUCUCUCACUACUCGACUCGUUUCGUUGACCCGGCGUGGGGUUUCGCUAUGGGUUGGAACUAUGCGCUACAGUGGCUGAUUGUCCUGCCCUUGGAAAUUGUCGCUGCCUCAAUCACGAUAGACUACUGGAGUCCCGGUGUGUCAAACGCGGCAUGGGUGGCUAUAUUCUGGGUUCUGAUCGUCUCUAUCAACAUGUUCGGUGUCCGCGGUUACGGUGAGGCUGAGUUUGUGUUCUCGACCAUUAAGGUUAUUGCCGUCAUUGGAUUCAUUAUCCUCGGAAUCGUCCUGAACUGUGGUGGUGGCCCUGAGGGUGGCUAUAUCGGUGGACGCUACUGGCACGAACCCGGUGCUUUCCACAAUGGCUUCAAGGGUCUUUGCAGUGUGUUCGUCAAUGCUGCCUUCGCCUUUGCUGGUACCGAGCUGGUCGGUCUGGCGGCUGCCGAGACUGCCAACCCCCGCAAGUCGCUCCCCACUGCUAUCAAACAGGUGUUCUGGCGUAUUGCCCUCUUCUACGUGGUCUCUCUCACCCUGGUUGGCCUGCUCGUCCCCUAUGACAACCCGAAACUCGUCAGUGGUAGCUCGUCGGCCGAUGCCAAGGCUUCUCCCUUCGUCAUUGCCAUCGAAAAUGCUGGUAUCAAGGGUCUGCCCUCCGUCAUGAACGUCGUCAUCAUGAUUGCCGUGCUGUCUGUCGGUAACUCCUCCGUCUAUGGUUCCUCGCGUACCCUCGCUGCCCUUGCCGAGCAGGGUCAAGCUCCGCGCUUCCUGGCCUACAUCGACCGCAAGGGUCGCCCUCUCUGGGCCAUCUGCGUCGCCUCCGCCCUCGGUCUGCUCUGCUUCCUGGCUGCCUCGGACAAGCAGACUGUUGCGUUCGGAUGGAUGAUGGCCAUCUCCGGUCUCUCGUCCGUCUUCACCUGGGGCUCUGUCUGCUUCGCUCACAUCCGAUUCCGUCGCGCCUGGCAGGUUCAGGGCCACAGCCUGGACGAGCUGGCUUUCCAAUCUCAGCCCGGUGUCAUUGGCUCCUGGAUCGGUUUCAUCUUCAACUGUCUUGUGCUGAUCGCCCAGUUCUGGGUUGGUUUCGCUCCCGUCGGCUACAAGGAGAAGACCGCCUCGGAGUUGGUGUAUGCCUUCUUCUCCAGCUACCUGGCUGCCCCUGUCGUGCUGGCCUUCUUCAUCCCCUACAAGCUCUACUACCGUACUAAGUUUGUCCGGUCUCACGAGAUGGACCUCAGCACUGGUCGCCGCGACCUGGACAUUCAGCACUUGAUUGACCAGGAGCGGGCAGAGCAGGCCGCUUUGCCCAAGUGGAAGAAGUUCUACAAGCUUUUCUGCUAGAAAGUGGAGGCUCUUUUUGUGGAAUUUUCGUUCAUGUUGCGCAGGCGAUCUUUCUGGGAAAUGCACCCCCGCCUUUUUAUGUACAUCUCUAUUCUACAUCUCUUUGUCCUGGAUGUCUUUAUGACUCUUGUCCUAUGCUGACGAUUACGGAUACCAUAAUCAAGAAACGUCUUUUCUAUUA